Messenger RNA from Nerophis lumbriciformis (worm pipefish), 1686 nucleotides. Lineage: Eukaryota; Metazoa; Chordata; Actinopteri; Syngnathiformes; Syngnathidae. The record is from RefSeq and is a predicted model, not a curated record.
AUGGUGAAAUUAACGAACGUGAAGACAAAGCCGUACACGGACCAGAAACCCGGAACGAGCGGCCUGAGGAAGCGGGUGACUGUUUUCCAGCAGAACCAGCACUAUGCGGAGAACUUCAUUCAGAGCAUUAUCUCUGUCAUCGAGCCUGCUGAGCGUCAGGCAGCCACUCUGGUGGUGGGGGGUGACGGCAGGUUCUUCAUGAAAGACGCCAUUCAGCUCAUCGUUCAGAUUGCAGCAGCCAACGGGAUUGGUCACCUUGUGAUUGGUCAGGAUGGCAUCAUGUCCACACCAGCUGUGUCCUGUGUGAUCCGCAAGAUGAAGGCAGUUGGCGGGAUUAUCCUCACAGCCAGCCACAAUCCAGGUGGCCCCAACGGAGACUUUGGGAUCAAGUUCAACAUUUCCAGUGGAGGGCCUGCUCCUGAAGGCAUUACAAACAAAAUUUUUGAGAUCAGCAAGGGCCUACAGGAAUAUCAUAUCUGCCCAGAGCUUAAAGUGGAUUUGUCAAAGAUUGGCAAACAGACCUUUGAAGUCGAGAGUUUCAAGCCUUUCACUGUGGAAAUCGUGGAUUCUGUUGAGGCCUAUGCAGAUAUGCUGAGGGGGAUCUUUGACUUUGCUGCACUGAAGAACCUUCUCUCUGGAGCCAAUCACAUAAAUGUCCGCCUGGAUGCAAUGCAUGGAGUUGUUGGUCCCUAUGUAAAGAAGAUAGUCUGUGAGGAGUUGGGUUCUCCGGCCAACUCUGCUGUGAACUGUGUGCCUAAGGAGGAUUUUGGCGGGCAUCACCCUGACCCAAACCUUACUUAUGCUGCUGACCUGGUGAACGCCAUGAAAGGCGGAGAAUAUGACUUUGGUGCAGCUUUUGAUGGUGAUGGUGACCGCAACAUGGUGCUCGGUAAACACGGAUUUUUCGUGAACCCGUCAGACUCAGUGGCUGUUAUUGCCGCGAACAUUACCAGCAUUCCGUACUUCCAAAAGACUGGUGUGAAAGGACUGGCUCGCAGUAUGCCCACUAGUGGAGCCCUGGACAAUGUGGCUAAAGCACUGAAAAUGCAACUAUAUGAGACUCCAACAGGCUGGAAGUUCUUCGGGAAUCUGAUGGAUGCAGGGAAACUGUCACUUUGUGGAGAGGAGAGCUUUGGCACUGGCUCCGAUCAUAUUCGGGAGAAAGAUGGCCUGUGGGCAGUACUUGCAUGGUUGUCAAUCUUAGCCAAUCGGAAACAGAGCGUGGAAGACAUCAUGAAGGAUCACUGGCAAAAAUUUGGCAGAAACUUCUUCACCAGGUAUGACUAUGAGGAGGUUGACUCAGAUGCUGCCAACAAGAUGAUCAAGGAUCUAGAAACAGCAAUGUUCAGCCCAUCCUUUGUGGGGAAGAAGUUCUCAUCGGGUGAUAAGACAUAUGAAGUGGCAAUAGCUGACAACUUUGCCUACACAGACCCUGUGGAUGGAAGUGUUUCCAAAAACCAGGGCCUUAGGAUUAUCUUCGCUGAUGGUUCUCGAAUUAUUUUCCGUCUGAGCGGCACGGGCAGUGCAGGUGCAACUGUCAGACUGUACAUUGAUAGCUAUGAGAAGGACCCCCAGAAAAUUUACCAGGAUCCUCAGGUGAUGUUGGCACCCUUGGUCGACAUCGCCUUGAAGAUUUCACAGCUUCAUGAAAAGACUGGACGUACCGGCCCCACUGUGAUCACAUGA